Naegleria gruberi is the source of this 576-nucleotide messenger RNA. RefSeq lists its product as uncharacterized. Gene Ontology annotation, biological process: cytoplasmic translation. Bases 1 to 576 code for a protein of 191 amino acids. Gene Ontology annotation, cellular component: cytosolic large ribosomal subunit; ribosome. The record is from RefSeq and is a predicted model, not a curated record. The transcript has 2 exons. Gene Ontology annotation, molecular function: structural constituent of ribosome. Lineage: Eukaryota; Heterolobosea; Eutetramitea; Acrasida; Naegleriidae.
AUGCUGCAUAUUCAGCACUAUCCGAUUGAUGUAUACAUUGAAGCAAAAUGUUUGAUUAACAGGACUAGAGCCAAUAGACAAAGAUACUCUGUUGACCCAGAAACCUCCAAGCACGCCAAGGCUAAGGUUGAAGGUGUUAGAGUUCACUUCAAGAAUACUUGUGAAACUAUCAAUGCCAUCAAGGGUUUGUCUUUGAGAAGAGCCAAGAAGUACUUGCACAACGUCUUGAGACACACUGAAGCUAUCCCAUUCAAGAUUUACAACGGUGGUCCAGGUAGACACGCUCACUCCAAGGAAUUCGGUGUUGCUAACAGCAGAUACCCAACCAAGUCAAUCUUCGCUGUUUUGAAGCUUUUGAAGAAUGCUGAAAACAACGCCAGAGUUAAGGGUUUGAAUGUCAGAGAUUUGGUCAUUUCCCACUCCCAAGCCAACAGAGCUCCAAAGAUGAGAAGAAGAACUUUCAGAGCUCACGGUAGAAUUAACCCAUUCAUGGCUAACCCAACCCACAUGGAAAUCAUUUUGACUGAAAAGAAGACUGCUGUCGCUAAGGCUCAAGCUGCUGUUGCUCAAGAAUAA